AUGUCUCUUCCCCAGGCCCCGAAAGAUAUCUCUGACCACCCAGCCUCGGGCUCCGUGGUUCAACCAACAGACAAAGCUGCACAGGCAGCCGAUGUCGACCGCAAGCUCCGCUUCUAUGGCGUCGUCUCCGCCUUGCGCGAAUCGCGCAUGCCCACGAACGAACAGAUCGACUCUGCUCUUAACUAUGCGCUCAAACACUCCCCCGUCGACCUCAAGCAGCUCUCACCAGACGGUCAGCGCCUCAUCCAGGAUUCGCGUGACAUCAUCGAGACUGCUCGCUUGAUGGUCAAGAAGAAGAAUGCCGACGAGCUCUUCCAAAACUUCGUCUGGCAUACGCGAGAAGUCGACACUUCUUCUGCCAAGAAGGAUCCCAACGAAGUGAUUCCCGUCGACAAAGACAAAGCCAAGGCCGACGGCCAGCAGGCUGUCACGCACCUCCGCACGCUUUUGUCACUCAUCCUCACAAACUCGGAGGUUCGAAAGCUUGUCUCCGACUUCGCUGUCAUUGGACGCGAUCUACUUGCCCGUGGUGCUGCUAAGGUCGCGGAUGCCGCUCGUCCCGACCCUGAGCGCCUUCAGAAAGUCGACGACACUGCUCCCAAGGACCAAUUUAUCUCCGAAGGUGGCAGGGUUGUUGGACCUGACGAGACACCUGUUCUGGAAUCCCGCAUUCCAGGAACGGACACAACCGUCAAACAACAUCCGAAGGAGAAGCUGGGCCAUGGUGCGACUGUUCAUCAGGGUAAUGGCGAAGUCAAGAGUGGUGCACAAGCCAUAAAUGAGGCCCAGCAACGUAAAGAUGAGCUGUACGAACAGGGCUAUAAUGAGGCAUCCCGUCAGAAAGAUGACACGCUCAACGCAGUUGGCGGAGACCCCGUUCCUGACAAUGGGGAGGAUGCGGAGGCCAAGAAGAACGGUCUCAUGGGAAAGCUGCGCGGAAUGAAGGACCAAAUCUCGGACAAGAUUCCACAGGAACACAAGGAUAAGGCCAGUGACCACGUCGACCGCGCGAAGCAAUUCCUGAGCGAAGAAUACUUUCCUCCCGAACGCCGCGACCAAUUCGUCUACCGCCUCAAGAAGGUCAUUAUCGAGUGCCAGAACCACAAGGAUUACCAGGAGAGCGUUCAGUGGCUAAUCAGCUUCCUCGAGGAGUACUCGUCCCAUGGGCAGACAGUCGCUGGCCAUGCAAAGGACUCGCACAACCAGCUACAGUCCGAAGGCAGUAUGCAACAGGCCGUAAGCGAACUCCGCACUUUGCUCGAGCGCUUCGCGAACGGCAUGAGCUUGGGCGUCAUCGGAGACGCCAUGCAGGCGCUUUAUCGUGACGCUCAGCAGGACGAGGAUCUCAAGGAAUGGUUCCGCUCUGUCGACCGCUACGUGCGCAAAGUUUUACUGGAGUCUGGGUACGUCUUAGAGCCCCAGUGCAACGACGAGGCGAAUAAGCUCCAGGAGAGCGGCCGUCGGUUCUACGAGGGCAAAUACCAAGAUCACUUCAACAACUUGUUCUCGAGCAUCACAGACUGGUUCACGGCAUUCGGUGAUGAUCCGCUCAACCAGAGGUUUGGUGAUGACUGGGCGCGCCUCACGAAAGACUUGCUGUUCGACAGCGAGGGCAGCUUGAAAUUCAAGCCUGAGCUCUGGAUGGACAUCCGCAAAGUCAUUCUUCCAAGUAUUAUCGACCGCGUGGGUUACGUCCCAAUUCCGCGUGCCGAGUAUACCGACGACACCAUUGAUCUUGUUAUCGAGAACCUCGCGCUGUCAGGUCGCAACCUGUUCCCAAACGUCGUUUCCAUGGAAGCGCACAACUUCCUCAAAUUCAGCCCGUACAACGCUAUCUCGGAUGAGGGCCACCACGAGUUCACGCUCACGUUCAGCCAAAUCCAAGCGGAUAUGCGCGACGUUGCGUUCUACUUCCGUAAGAAGAGCGGUUUCCCGAAGUUGUCCGACUCCGGUCUUGCCGAUGUGCUGCUCGGCGGCGAAGGCCUCACUGUCACCGCCCACAUUGAAUCCGCAGGAAAAGACCAGUCAAGCGUGUUCAAGGUUAAGAAUGUCCACGUCAAGGUCGGCACGCUGAAGUUCUCGAUUCGCGAUUCGAAGCACGAUCUGCUCUACAAGACCGUGCGACCGCUCGCGACGGGCAUUGUUAAGAGGCAACUACAGAAAGUCAUCGGUGACGCGGUGCGGACGGGCUUGGAGUACGUCGACGGCCAACUAGUUGCUGUGCGCGACCGCAUGAAUGAGGCCAAGGAGAAUCCCAAGGAGAGCCGCACGCAGGCGCUUCAGGAUCUCUUCCAACGCAAGAAGGAGGAGGCCCAGAGCACGAAGAGCAAGGCGGACGAGAAGACGGGGCAGUUCAAGGUCGUGUCGAAGCGCGACUCGGCGAUGUUGAAGGACGUCGGGCGGAAAGAGGGCUGGUCAAACCGCGCCCAGGAACGCUCUGACAAGGUUUCGCAGGGCGAAGGAUGGAGGAGCGAGGCGUAA
This is a messenger RNA of Postia placenta MAD-698-R-SB12, 2481 nucleotides long. RefSeq lists its product as hypothetical. The transcript is spliced from 9 exons. Bases 1 to 2481 code for a protein of 826 amino acids. The record is from RefSeq and is a predicted model, not a curated record. Lineage: Eukaryota; Fungi; Basidiomycota; Agaricomycetes; Polyporales; Adustoporiaceae. Gene Ontology annotation, molecular function: lipid binding.